Messenger RNA from Pistacia vera, 766 nucleotides. Its product is annotated as cucumber peeling cupredoxin-like. Lineage: Eukaryota; Viridiplantae; Streptophyta; Magnoliopsida; Sapindales; Anacardiaceae. Bases 89 to 628 code for a protein of 179 amino acids. The record is from RefSeq and is a predicted model, not a curated record. Gene Ontology annotation, cellular component: plasma membrane. Gene Ontology annotation, molecular function: electron transfer activity. The transcript has 2 exons.
AAAGUAUUAAUUUCACUAAUAUUUGCUGAGCAAUAGAAGCUUAUACUUAAUUUAGUUUCUUUUUAAUUAUUAAGAUAUACUGAGAGAGAUGGCUAGGUUUAUGAGCUUGGCUUUUGUCGGAGUUAUUGCUGUGGCUCUCCUCCAAUGUGCGGCGGCAGCGACGGAUCAUGUAGUCGGAGACGGCGAGGGAUGGAAAGUUCCGUCAACCACCAACGUUUAUGAAAAUUGGGCUGCCGGCAAAACCUUCAUGGUUGGUGAUAUUCUAACUUUCAACUUCGUCACAAAUGAACAUGACGUACUUGAAGUUACAAAAGAAUCCUACCACGCCUGUACUGAUUCAAACCCCGUCGGAAACAAGACCAACGUCGGCCCUGCAAAGAUCAACCUCAAAUCCGCCGGCGACAAGUACUACAUUUGCACAAUCGGACGCCACUGCGCCAACGGCCAGAAACUAGCCAUUAAAGUUACCUCUGCUGACGCUUGCUCUCCAACGUCGGGCCCCUCUGCCUCGACUCCACCUCCUCCCUCUGGCGCCGGCGGUGCGCCGGGUCCUGAUUCUUCAUCAUCGAUUUCUUUGGCCAGUGUUUUGUUGUCCAUGUUUGCUGUUGUUAUAGGCUUCUUGUUUUAGAAUAUGAAACGAUUAUAACAGGUUUAAUUUUGAUGAAUACUUAAGCUAAUUUGCUUAAGAGUACAAAAUAACGAUUCAUUUGUGGGGUAUUGCAUUUUGAAUUUUGGGUUAAUAAGAUCAAUAAAGUUUCCCAUUUCU